AUGGCGAAGGUGGCGGGCCUCUCCGAGGAGCUCCGCGCGUUGGACGCGGAGUUGCGCUCCUUGGGCGGCGGAGGUAACGCCGCGAUCGCGCCCGCCGCGGUUUACUGCAGCGUGUGCCCCGCGCCCGUGCGCUCCGCGACCGUGGGCGGUGCGAGUCGGCACACGGACGGAAGAAGAGGCGACGACGAGCCCGUGCCGGCGGUCGCGUUGCUGCCCGGCGGCGACGGCGUCGCCGUGAGGGACCCGAGCGACGAUACCUCGCAGGAGCCCCGGCGGUACAGGAUGACCGCCGCGUCCGACUCGGGCGACGCUCCGGACGAGCUCGCUCGCGACGUGUGCGACUGGCUCAUGCGGGGCUUCGACGCGCUGGUGGUGACGCACGGACAAUCGGGCACGGGCAAGUCGCACGUGACCUUCGGCGGCGGCGGCAUGGGCGUCCACCCGUCGCCAACCGGCGGCUUCGACAAACCCGGCGUCAUCACCAGGCUCUUCCGCCUGGUGUUCACGCGGGCGGCGAGGGAGGAGGCGGCGUGGAGACUCGCGGAAGAUGCCAGGAUGCACGCGGGUGCACCGGAGUCAAUCGCCGACGAGGUUCGACACAGGUUCGGCGUAUCGUGCUGGGAGAUGUCCCCGGACGGCCGCGUCGUGGAUCUCCUCGACCCGACCGGCGACGCCCGUGGCCUCGCGCUGGCGUCCAGCGCGAGCGGGCUCGGCGACAGGUACGGCGAUAUCCCGAGCGGCGGCGGCGGGGAAUCGAAUCGCGGAACCUCAUCGUUUGAAUCGUUUCGAGCGUGCGCCGUGGAGGUAUCCACCGCGGAGGAGGCCGAGGCGGUCCUCGCGCACAGCCGCCGAGCGUCCGCUAACUGGACGCUGCCGCGGAUGCGUGCGACGGCGGCAUCUGACGGGUCCCGUGACGGUCCCGGUAACGGUCUGUCCGUCGCGCCGGGACCGUGGGCGGGCGCGGCGGCUCGAGUGCGAUCGAACAGGUCGCACGCGUUCGUGCGCCUGACGGUGGUGAGGGAGCCGGAAGGGGUGGUGAGCGAGUGCCACGUGUGCGACCUCGUGGGUGCCAGGGCGCUCGGGUUGGCGGAGCUGCACGACGGUUCGUCCGACAGGUCGAGCGUCGAGGGCGACCGCGACAGGCGAGGCGCCGCCAGGCAGUUGCUGGCUUUCUCCAGGGUGGUCGACGAGCUCUCCAGACGGGCGCCCAAAGACGGCCCGGACUCCUCGGAGGGCGCCAGGGAGUCCAUCACCGCGCGAGCCGUGCGCGGGGCGCGGGAUUCGCGGCUCACUCAAACCCUCGCGCCCCUCAUGGCGUCGGGCGCGAGGACCUUCAUGCUGUGCACGGUGUCGCCCCUGCCCGACGACCACCUGGACACGCUCAACACCCUGCGAGUCGCGCAGAGAUGCGCGAGGAUCGACGCCGCGUGCGUUCGCAGAGUCCUCGCUCCGGAGCACAGAAGGGCGCUGCGGUCGAGGUUCACCACCCUUCGCGAGGCGGUCGCGAGGGCCGACGCGGUCGCGGACGCCGCGCUGGUAUCCGCCGCGAACGCGGGGGUGGUGUCGACGACGGAGGCGCUGGCGAGAGCGGCGGAGCGAGCGGAGUGGGGCGACGUCGUUUCGGAUCCGCCGGGUGCUGGCGUCGUUUCGGAUCCGCCGGGUGCUGGCGACGUUUCGGAUCCGCCGGGUGCUCGCGAGCCCCUCCUGAGCCCGAUCAAGGCUGCGAGGAUACCCGCGGGCCUGAUGCCCGGUCGCACGCCUCCGAGGACGCGACCGUCGAACCUCAUGCGGGAAUUCAUGGAGGACGUGCCCGAGUCGUUUCGACCGGCGGACGAGUCGGUGACGACGUCGUCGAUCGAUCGCGACGGGGACGGGGACGACGGGCGGGGGGAGUCCUCGGCGGAGCUCGGCGCCAGACUCGCCGCGCUGAAAGACGAGUUCACCGCGAUGUACGCCGCCGUCGACCACGGCCGUCGCGAAGGGGCGGUGAAUGUCGCGGCUACAGGGGGCGAAGAUCAAACGCGAGCCCGGCGCGAGGGAACGGGGCGCGCGCCGGACGACGCGCAGAGGGACGAGCGCAGGCUGAGGCGGACCCCGCCGACGAGCCCGGGAAAAUACGUCGGCAAUCGCCGCGUGAGGUGGCCCGACGAUUCAGACGCCAAAGACGCCCACGACCGUUACUUUGACGAGAAAGAGAACGUCCCGAUCGCGGCGGAGGACCCCAAGCCGCGCCCGCCGCCGCCCAGCCGCGGUCCGAUACCCACGAACCCCGAGGCUCUGCGUUUGGAGGUUGAGGAGCAGCGGCGGCGGUACGACGCUUUGCUGGGUAUGUUGCACGCCGAGGAGUCGGCUCGUUUAAAGGCGGAAGAAAAAGCCGCCGCCGUGGCGCACGACGCCGCCGAACGCGUGGUGGCCGCCGAGGCUGCCGCCGCGGACGCCGCGCGCUCGAGCGUGGAGGCGAAGGCUCGCGUCCGCGCCAUGGAGGACGGCACCGAUUACGCCGAGAUUUUCGCCCGGUACGAGAUGGACAUCGACGCCCUGGACCGCGAGUGCGCCAGGCUGCGGGAGGAGGCGUUCUUGGCGCACGUGGCCACGCAAGGGGACGUGGACACGGGCGGUGACGAGGCGUCGCGCGUUCUCAACGCCAGCGCGGACGUCCAGAGGCGCGUCGGGGCGCUGAAACGCGCGCUGCGAAAGAGCGAAGAGAGGGUGGACGAGCUCGAGCGAACUUUGUCGGAGCUCCGGCGGCGCGAGCGGCUGAUGGACCUGCACUCCAGGCAGCACGACGACCAGAUCCGUCGCCUCCAGGCGCACGAGCGGCAGAUCGUCGCGCUGCGAGCGGAGCUCCAGCGCUCGCAGCUCUCCGCGGCGAGGAGCGAGGCCAGGCGCGAGGAAUCGCAGAGGGACGCCGCGCUCGCUCGAGCGAGGGAGAGCGGGUUGCGGGAAGAUAACGCGCAGCUCGCCGCCGAGGUGGAGCGCCGCGGGCGCAAGAUGCGCGCGUACGAGAACCGGGUGGACGAGCUCGAGCAGGCCAGGCGCGUGGGCAGGCCGGGGGGUACUAAAACGACGAUAAACUCCGCCGCGAGCGACUUCGCGACGCGAGGCGACUACGACGCGAUCCAGUCGGAGCUCGAACUCCGCGACGUCGCCUCGCAGCUGAGACGCGCCGUGCCCCCCGGGGCGUCCGCCAGGGCGGACAGGCUGUUCGACGCGCUGUACGGCGAGCUGGACACGCUGCUGAGAGGGACGCGGGGAGACGAGGGUAACCUAGGGGGCGCCGAGGGGUACGCGGGUACGGACGGCGGGCGGCGGGAGCCGUGGCGCGAUUACCUCGACCCGAGGGCGUCUUCGUACGGCGGAGAUGGGAGAGAUCGAUCGUCGUCCGGAAGCCGUCCGGAAGCCGUCCGGAAGCCGUCGAGCCCGAGCCCCGAGCGGCUGAACCGCGCGAUGGCGGCGCACGUCGAGCGCAUGGCGCGCUCCAGGUCACCGGCGACCUCGCCGCGACGGGAGGAAGGCCGGCCAACGGGAGGGGAACCUCGCGGGCGAUCUCGCACGCCCCCGAGGGUCGUCCCCAAGCGUCUCACCCUCGCGCGUAAAGGCGCCGAUCGGACGCCGAGCGGACGCCACCACGACGACGACGACCCGCUCGCGCUCGCCGCGGAGGAGGCGGCCGGACGCGGGUACGGACACGGACACGGACACGGACACGGCGGCUCGGGGGGUGCCCACUCGAGCCGACGACGCGUCGCCCACCGUUCGCCGUCGCCGUCCCCGUCGCCUCCCGUUUCGCCCCGCGCCGGUUCGCUUCCCGACUACUCGUCCGUGCCCGGCGGGUACGUCCCCGGGCAGCACAGCGCGGCGAGGGCCGCCGCGAGGGCGGGUUUAGGGGGCGUGACGCCUUCCGCGUCGCCGCGAGCGAUGGCGAAGACGCGAGGUUCUCUCGACGCGGACGCGGUCCGCGCGCUCGAGGCGGCGGCGCGCUCGCGAUCGCCCGAAGAGGGAGGGACCCCCGGCGCGACGUCGCCGAGGCGAACGGACGGGCUCUCGCGAGGGGGCUGGCAGUCGGGGCCCCUGGCGCCUCCCCCCACGGAUGAUCGCGCAAAUCGCCACGUGUUGGAUUCGUACGCGUCGAUGCUCCAGUCUCCGGGGACGUACGAGACUGGGGCGCCGCCGUCGUCGCUGGCGAGGUCGCCGCCGGGAUCUCCCAGGCCGUUCUAUCCCAGCGGGCCGACGCCGCAUCCCGACGGCGGGUUCCGUUAG
Molecule: messenger RNA, 4260 nt
Organism: Micromonas commoda
Lineage: Eukaryota; Viridiplantae; Chlorophyta; Mamiellophyceae; Mamiellales; Mamiellaceae
Exons: 1
Coding region: 1-4260 (1419 amino acids)
Biological process (GO): microtubule-based movement
Cellular component (GO): microtubule; kinesin complex
Molecular function (GO): microtubule motor activity; ATP binding; ATP hydrolysis activity
Source: RefSeq, a predicted model, not a curated record